This is a messenger RNA of Colletotrichum acutatum, 988 nucleotides long. RefSeq names its product ribosomal protein L13. The record is from RefSeq and is a predicted model, not a curated record. Bases 273 to 881 code for a protein of 202 amino acids. Gene Ontology annotation, cellular component: ribosome; cytosolic large ribosomal subunit. The transcript is spliced from 6 exons. Gene Ontology annotation, biological process: translation; negative regulation of translation. Lineage: Eukaryota; Fungi; Ascomycota; Sordariomycetes; Glomerellales; Glomerellaceae. Gene Ontology annotation, molecular function: mRNA binding; structural constituent of ribosome.
CCUCAUUGUGAAUCAAGGUGAGUCAGCAGAAGCCCAACGCUGUGGGCACUGAGAGCGCUGAGAGGAUGCGAGCCUUCUGUUGUGUGCCCGCCCCGAUUUCAAGAUUGUCGCGACGGCUUCUUCCAAAACUCACCCUCCGACAAUACUAACCCAACGGCAGCAGACCAAAUCUCUACAGAGGCACCCAUUCCGCCCAGAGAUUUGAAUCCCCCUUUUCCUUCUUUUUUUUCAGCAGAACACCGCGAACCGGUGUUUUUCAAGGAACAGGAACGAUGUCUUCUUUCGAGCCGGUGGUCGUCAUCGACGGCAAGGGCCAUCUCCUUGGUCGUCUUGCCUCCAUCGUCGCCAAGCAGCUUCUCAACGGCCAGAAGAUCGUCGUUGUCCGCACCGAGGCCCUCAACAUCUCUGGCGAGUUCUUCCGUGCCAAGCUCAAGUACCACGCCUACCUGCGCAAGAUGACCCGUUACAACCCGACUCGCGGUGGUCCCUUCCACUUCCGCGCCCCGUCGCGUAUCUUCUACAAGACCGUCCGUGGCAUGAUCCCCCACAAGACUGCUCGCGGUGCCGCCGCUCUUGAGCGCCUCAAGGUCUUCGAGGGUGUUCCCCCUCCCUACGACAAGCAGAAGAAGAUGGUCGUCCCCCAGGCCCUCCGUGUCCUGAGACUGCAGCCCGGCCGCAAGUUCUGCACCGUUGGCCGUCUCUCCCACGAGGUCGGCUGGAAGUACCAGGACGUCGUUGCCAGACUCGAGGAGCGCCGCAAGGCCAAGGGUGCUGCCUACUACGAGCGCAAGAAGGUCGCUCAGCGCCAGCUCACCGACGCGAAGAAGAACGCCAAGGUCGACCAGAAGACGGCGCAGGCCCUCGAGGCCUUCGGCUACUAAACGUAGUCGACAAAUCCCUUUCCGACGUUGAUUGUUCUUGGACCCGGCCCUGUCUUGCGGGAAAUGGAGGAGGAGAGGAGGAAGGGCUUUAUCCCCGUUGAGCCGCC